UUCACCUUCCUCCCAGUGGCAGCGCUGCUCUUUGGGGGAGCGCCCGCCCAGUCAACUUGACAACCGGCAGACCAUACAGUAUCGCAGAAGUGUCGCAUAUCAGGAGAUUACUGAGCUGUGGAAGGUGAGACACUGCCCAUCUUGGAACCCCUGAUGUAAGCGCCCUUGACCAAUCAGCAAGACUUCAUGUAUUGGCGCUAGGGCCAGGAGCAUGUGGCAAGGCAUGGCUGCAUUGUUGAGGGCCGCAGUAGGACUAUGGCUUCUGGGGACUUGCACAGCCGAGUUAGAAUGCCGACCAUAUAACCCAACGGACAUGCCCCAGUUUGUGUUCUACGACUUGUCUGACCAUACCACCGGCUUCAUGGCUGCAACGGUUAAUGGCUUCCUCGGUAUGAUCCAGCCCAACCCCUUUCCUAAAGAUCUGAUCAAGACAGCAAUACUCUCUGAGGCGUUAACAGACGACGCUUUUAUUAAAGGAGUGUUGUCCUACGAGGUGGGCUUCGUGUUGUGCGCAGUCAUAGGCAUCCUCUACGUCCUUCUGAUGCCCUUAGUGGGCUCUGUGUUGGCCUGCUGCCGCUGCUGUGGCAACUGUGGGGGAGAAAUGUACCAGAAGCAGAUGCCCACCAUUCAGUUGCACAGGAGAACCUUGUACUGGAGCACCGUCGUCACUACGCUCAUCCUCUUAGCUGGGAACAUUUGCAUGUUCAGAAGUAACACAGCAUUCAAAGAGAGCCUGGACCACAGCCGCACUCAACUCGACAAAACCUUUGACAACAUCAACACCUUUGUCACGACACUGUCUCCGCAAGUCGAUCAUGUAGUGAACCAGGGCCUUUUGAUUGUGGAUACCGUAAAAACAAGCAUACAAGGAAGUGGUGAAAUAUUGAGUAACGAGAUCUUUGGAGACGACAUGAAUGCCCCUCAAAUGCUGACAGCUGCUCUGAAAAAGCUAACGUCGCUUCAGAAAAAGCUGAAUGUUAAAAUGGGAGAUGUGGCGACCAAGUUGACGAAUCUUAAGACCAGUAUGGGUAGUACCCUGGAUAAUGAACUUUGCAAUUGCCAAGAAGUGAAGAAAAGUCUAGAUGAAAUUCUACUGGACGACCAACAAUUUAAAGAUGAAUCAGCGAAUAAAUUGGAAAAAUUCUUGACUCAGGUUGAUAUCGCCGCUAAGCAUAACCAUUUGACUUGUUUGCCGAUUGAGCAGUUCAAAGACAUCAAGAGUGACAUGAAGAGUGUGACCAGCAAUUUGGACACCACACAACUGGAUACAAUCAAACAGACGAUAUCCACUAAGGUAAAAAGCAUCUCUUUAAACGAGAACCUGUUAUUGGGCCCUGUGAAUAAGCUGCGCAAAGACAUCCGACAGUUUGACCCGCAGGUGGAACGAGCGGAGAGUAUCAGGGGGCGUGUGUGCAUCGCCUUGUGCUGCCUGGUCCUGCUGGUGGUCCUCUGUAACCUCCUGGGUCUCGUCUUGGGCCCCCUAGGUCUCAAACAAACUGAAGAUCCCACAACACGCUCCUGCCUGGCCAAUUGUGGUGGAAUAAUCCUCAUGAUCGGAGUGAGUGUGAGCUUUCUGUUCUCGUGGCUGCUCAUGUUGGCUGUGACGCUGCUCUUCUUGGUAGGCGGCAAUGUUAACACACUGGUGUGUCGGCCCUGGAGCAGCGGAGAACUGCUUGAGUUUGCUCCAACUGUAUUGCCAUCCUUGGAUUUGGCUAAAAUCUUAAAUAUGAAAAGCAACAUCACGCUCUCCGAUGUAUACAGAGACUGUGGGGACAACAAGCCUCUGUGGUCCGUACUCCACUUAUAUGAGAAAUAUAACAUUGACAGCUUCCUCCACAUUCCCAAAGACAUCGCCUUUGAAAAUAUCAACGCAGAUAUUCCCAAAACCAGCAUCUUCAACACCGACAUCAAUAAUAAUUUGAAUACUUUACAAUGGAGCCAGAGCACUCAUUCCAAACAGAUGGUCGAACAAGUACAGACGCUGGAGGCAAUAGCUGUCAUGAUCGAUGAAAAGGCCAAUUCGCUAACAGAUGCAGCGGUACCUCAUCAAGGUGCAGCAGUUGCAGCUCAGCUUCGAGACGCAGCUGCAACCCUGAGGCAAAUUAAGACGGAUAUAGAGAACAACAUCCUACCAACAAUUGAUAAGAUUGACCCAGCUAAGAAAGAAGUAACGGAUGCUGUGGAAGAGCUGCAGAAUGUAGAAAAAAGAUUCCACAGCAUCGACAUCAACAGUGCGAUUAAGAAGUUGGUGGACUGCCAGCUGAGAAACAUCAAUCAAUUUGCUAACUGGGCCAAAGUUAUGCUUACCGAGAAGUUUGGCCGCUGUGGUCGUGUUGCUGAGGUUGUGGACUCUGCUGAGAGCAUCCUGUGUUCGUACCUUGUCCCUUCUCUGAAUGCCUUCUGGUUCAGUCUUGGCUGGUGCAUGACUUUCAUUAUCCCCAGCAUCAUAUUCUCCAUGAAACUAGCAAAGCACUACAGGAGAAUGAAGUAUUCUGAUGACAAUCUCCAUGCGGGCUUUCAUGUGUCUUGCACUAAGAAGAGGCUUCCGUCAGGCCACUCUGCCGUAAAGCCCCGACUGGUGAAGGACUGCAAUGAUGGUUGACUUUCGUGAACUUUCCCCAUCUCCCGACUGCAUCUCUGGAGCUCACCCACAGUGAUCUUUGGGUUCUUCUUUACCUCUCUCACCAAGGCUCUUCUCCCCCGAUUGCUCAGUUUGGCCGGACGCCCAGCUCUGGGAAGGGUUCUGGUCGUCGCAAAUGUUUUAAGUGCACCAGAGAUAUUUUUGUGCCUUGCCACAAUUCUGUCUCUGAGCUCUUCAGGCAGUUCCUUUGACCUCAUGAUUUCCAUUUGCUCUGACAUGCACUGUGAGCUGUAAGGUCUUAUAUAGACAGGUGUGUGGCUUUCCUAAUGAAGUCCAACCAGUAUAAUCAAACGCAGCUGGACUCCACUGAAGGUGGAGAACCAUCUCAAGGAUGAUCAGAAGAAAUGGACAGCACCCGAGUUAAAUAUAUGAGUGUCACAGCAAAGGGCUUAUGGCUGUGUGAUAUUUCAGUUUUUCUUCUUUAAUAAAUCUGCAAAAAUGUCAACAAUUCUGUUUUUCCCCCUGUCAAUAUGGGGUGCUGUGUGUACAUUAGAAAAAGAUUGAUUUUAGCAAAUGGCUGCAAUAUAACCGAGUGAAAAAUGGAAGGGAGUCUGAAUACUUUCCUUACCCACUAUGCAUGUAUGUAUAUAU
Messenger RNA from Phycodurus eques (leafy seadragon), 3232 nucleotides. It is a transcript of the gene prom2, whose product is annotated as prominin 2. Bases 212 to 2602 code for a protein of 796 amino acids. Lineage: Eukaryota; Metazoa; Chordata; Actinopteri; Syngnathiformes; Syngnathidae. The transcript has 24 exons. The record is from RefSeq and is a predicted model, not a curated record. Gene Ontology annotation, molecular function: cholesterol binding. Gene Ontology annotation, cellular component: prominosome; apical plasma membrane; microvillus.